This is a messenger RNA of Sungouiella intermedia, 1719 nucleotides long. NCBI's taxonomy places the organism in Eukaryota, Fungi, Ascomycota, Pichiomycetes, Serinales, Metschnikowiaceae. The record is from the annotation of a GenBank genome assembly.
AUGGAUAGACAAGCCCUUCUAGAACAGAAACGACAGCGACUACAGGAGCUCAAGCAGCGGCGCUCAGAAUUACAGAAAUCAUCCACCGUUUCGCAGGUGCCUAGCUUGCCCGUUCUGGUGAAGGUGGAUUUUGCUGUGCAAGUUGAUCCACCAGCUGUAAACACACAUCAAACAGCGCCAACUUCCGAUAUACGGCCUAACGAACAUCGUUCAGAUGUUAAGCGUUUUGAUAAGGCAGUCCAAACGGAAUUUGAAGAGGAUUCUGACAUUGGAGAAAUCCCAUCUCAACCUAGCACCAAAGAGAACAUAAAAGAGGAAAAUGAACUGGAUCCUGUGGAAACAACUGGGCUUACAACGCAGGAGUUGGUAGAGGAGGCUCUAGAGGACCAAUUGGCGCAGUCCAAACUUGGGUUUUCCUUUUCUAAUCUCCGUUUGGGUGUAAAGGAUCCAGGUACUGUUCAAGAAGACACAAAAGAGCCAUUCAACGUUGCCAACGGGCUCUCGCAUUUCCUCGACCGGCCCAUUACGCAUAUAAGUACGGUUAUACAGUUUCCAGAACUUAUCCUCGUGGGAUAUGGAAGAUCCAAAGAAAAGAAGCUCGAUGACAUCUCUGGAAGUGCUGGAUUGGCAGUUAUCUUCAAUAGAAAUGCUUUCCCAAUGGUGCCUGAGUUUUUCCUUCAAUGUACAAGUCCAAUCACAGCUAUCGAGUUCAAUACUACUGAUCCAUUCAAGAUAGUGGCCGGUUUGGAGAACGGAAGGGUGGUUAUGUGGGACUUGACUGAGGUCAAUCCUACCCAAAUCGCAGUGUUACCAACAUUACAGACUACAACGCUAGCAGCAUCGACAAAUACGUCGAAUCACAGAUAUAUCCACCACACCUCGCCUAUCGUUCGUAUUCACCAAUUAGAUGCGAACAGCCAGUUAAGUUCAAGUAUUGUUUCUGUAUCAUCGGAAGGAAUUCUUAACAUGUGGUCACCCAACUUUCUUGCAUUCCCCAAAGUUGAUAGUGUGAGGCUCUCAGGAGAAUCCGAGAGACUCAAAGACCAGUUCUCUUUGACAGACUCACUAUUCCUUCUGAGUCACCUAAGGUUUACUGACGAGGUGCAUCUGGCCAAAUCUCCAGAAAUGCGCUUCUUGAACCAGGCUCUUGUAAGCUCAAAGAACGGUCACAUAUACCGUCUUUCCAACAAUAAGGACAAAAAUUGCAUUGCAUUGGAAUACUCGGUCAUUGAAGACCAAUCGCCUCAAGUUUCGCUGUCCGUGACCUCGAUGGCCGAAUUACCAGUUUCUUCCACCAUCUCAAUAAUCGUAUCCGGUCACAAUGACUGGCAACUCCGAGUGUGGGACUUGGCUAAAAAGAAGCCGAUUGCUAGUAUUCCAACGGCGACGGUGGUGACAAAAAUAGUGGCACGUCCCGGACACCCCUUUCACAUUAUCACUCUCGGUAGUGUCAAUCCUCCCAAGAUUGGUCCGUGCAUUCAAUUCUGGGACCUUCAAGCCAGACUCAUGAGUCCGGUAUCAACAUUUUCAAUCAUAGAUAAGACCUGCCGGGCCACUACAGCAUGCUUCACCCCGGACGGAUCACAUGUAAUGGUAGCGUUCGCAGAUGGAGAUAUUAAUAUUUGGGAGAUCGAAGAGUCCAGGUUGGACGCCAUUACGAGCAUAACGGCUAACAUUUCGAUAGACGAGGGCAUUGUCCCUCUACUAAAGUCUGUAUAA